CUUCAUAUCCACCUUCACUAUAAAUAUUUCUACAACCCCUUCAUUUUCAUUUCAAGUACACACCAAAAAUCUGAGCAGCAAAAAAAAAAUACAGUAAAGGCCAUGGACUGGUUUUCUUGGUUGUCCAAAACAGAGCUAGAGCCUUCUCUUGUGUAUGAAUAUGGCCUAGCUUUAGCUCAUAACGAGCUUGAAUACGACGACGUCGUUUACUUCAACCACGAAUUUCUCCAAAGCAUAGGCAUUUCGAUUGGCAAACACAGAUUAGAAAUUCUCAAACUUGCGAAGAAAGAAAAAGGAGCGAUCCCGAAUUCCAUGUCGAGAUUUCUCCAAGUAAUUAAACGCACAAAGAGGUGUUUCUCAAAGUAUAUAAGGAAUUGGGGUCAUAGCGAGGAAUUAGCACUUGCUUUAGUCCCAAAAAAGAUUAGCAGUUCCAGAUGGAAAAAUUCUAUGCUGAAGAGGAGGAGUACAAGGGUUGCUGCAGCUAAGCAGAAUACUCUGUUAAUCACAAAUGGGAGUCCCAAUUUCAUUUCAGAUUCAAGAAUGAACAGUUUCUCUAGUCCGACGGUUAAUGAUGAAAAAAUGGGAGAUGAUUAUUGGGCGUCGUGUGGAGUUGAAGCAAUCAGGUGGGAUACAAUGUUUCAAAAUCUAAAACCAACUUAAUUCUCUU
This is a messenger RNA of Solanum stenotomum, 667 nucleotides long. RefSeq lists its product as uncharacterized. The record is from RefSeq and is a predicted model, not a curated record. Lineage: Eukaryota; Viridiplantae; Streptophyta; Magnoliopsida; Solanales; Solanaceae. The transcript has a single exon. The coding region runs from base 103 to 660 and encodes 185 amino acids.